Messenger RNA from Drosophila teissieri, 1798 nucleotides. RefSeq lists its product as uncharacterized. The record is from RefSeq and is a predicted model, not a curated record. The transcript has 2 exons. NCBI's taxonomy places the organism in Eukaryota, Metazoa, Arthropoda, Insecta, Diptera, Drosophilidae. The coding region runs from base 423 to 1424 and encodes 333 amino acids.
GAGGAAAUCUUGAUGUGGGUGAAAAACCAACGUGGCCGGGUGGAAAAACUGGGAAAAAUGAGUAUCAAAAAUGUUUUUUAUAAUUUUUUUCGUCACAUUAGCGAUAGUCCACUGAAAAUUGUAUACUCCGCCAAUCGGCUGUGUAUGGUCGCCCCUAUUGUUAUCGGCUAUCGAACUUAACAGCUGCUUGCCUAAUUUGUAUCUACCUAGUUUAUGUUUAAAUGCCUGUAUUUUAAAGUUAAUUAAGCCCAAGCUGUAGUGCAUUAUGCAUGGUCGUAAAAAAUAUAAGAAAUAAACAACAGCUGACAGCUAAUUCACCCUUAACUCGCACAUAUUGCCCGGGCAAACAAUAACAAAAGCGCCGUGCUGACUAAGCGGCGAAAGUGGUUGCAGCAAAGUCCAAUCACUAUCAAUCGCUAGCCAUGGAUAACAGCGCGGUGAUGCCACAGGCGGGCGGACGUUUAAUGCCGCCCGAGGAACUGGCCAUGCAAGCGCUCACCAAGCAGCUCUACAAGUCUCGUCUCUUCCGCGGCUAUUAUAUGGAACGCUGCUUCGUGGAGCAAGUGUUCGGCUACCGGGAUGUGGUGGUGCUACAACGCACCGAGCGAGAGCUGGAGAAGCUGCUGCACUCGAGCGCCGGCCAGCUGCAAAUGUUCUAUCAACGCUUUGUGCCCAAUAUGUGGGUGGGUAUCACCUACGGCAGUUUUGGAAGUUACCAGCACAAAGCAGAUCCUGGUCAACUGGAGACCUGCAUCUGGACGGAGAUGAAUGACCUGGCUUUUGGAGAGUAUUGGUUCAGCAUCAAGAGCCUGCGCUUCCGGGACCACGAAGUGCAGUUCAAAUUGAAGAUGGUGAGGCCCGUGGAGCCAGAGCCGAUGGCAACGCCGAGGAGAUCUCUGACCCUGAACAGGAGUAGCCCUAUCAAGGCUAUCACAGUGGGCGAAGGCUCCUCCUCCUCUAAGACGGACGAAGCGGCGGAGCAAAUUCAGCUGGGCCUUAAUGACUUUUUGGCUGUGUUGCAACAGUGGGGCGAUGGAGUCAAACAGACCGUGUACGACUUUAUGGCUAACGAUGUCAACAAGAGGAACAUCUUGGGCACCAUUCGGUUUCUGGGCCUACUCCUCUUCUCUGCCUUGGGUGGAGCCGCACUAGCGCUACGAUUCCUAGGCGUAUUCGCCGUGCGAUUCUUGUUUGAGUUGAGUCGUUUCACACACACCGCCACUCCAAUAGUGUUUAAGCUAAUCGAGUUUCUGAACAAGAUAGUGGGCGGUUUCUUCAUACUUUUGACCAUGAUUUGGAAAGACAUUGUAACUCGUGGACAGCCAGUUCCGAAGCAGCAGCAUCUGCAGCUGGGGGCAAGUAGCGCCUUCAAAAGCAUCCAGUACGAACGUUCCGAACCGAAUCGACGUAGUCCCCGGUGGUGACCCUCCACUAAAAGCACAUUAAUAUCUAGCGAAAUGUUCCGAGGUGAAAGGGCAACGAAAAAUCAUUGAAAUUGUGUUACUAGCCGUAAGCAAAGCGAAGCCAAUCCCAAUCCCCGCUUCGAGUCCGAAGGUAUUUGCUCCGCAAAUAUGGGGGCUCCUAUGAGAUUUACAGAUUUUAGUCAAUUGCAAUAUUGUAAAUUAUUAAUUGGCCUGCCACUGGCAAACAAUCGCAUGCUUAUUAACCCCACUGUUAAUUCAUUGUGUAUUGUCCGAAAAUAUGUUUUAUUAAAUCCGUUUAGUGUUAGGUCCUGUAAUUUAUGUAUCGAAAAUUAUAGUGAAUAAAUUGAAUGCAAUAUGCGAAAAUCGGAAUGAAA